ACGACAUUGGCUACUCGCGGCAGAGACGUAGCGCGGCGUUGGGCUCGAAAGUGAAGGCGGGAGUUCGGGCGGCAGUGCCCCUGCUGGUCCUCGCGACGGAAUGACCCAGUCGGUGGUCGUGCAGGUGGGACAGUGCGGGAACCAAAUCGGCUGCUGCUUCUGGGACCUGGCGCUGAGGGAGCACGCGGCGGUCAACCAGAAAGGAAUUUAUGACGAUGCAAUAAGCAGCUUCUUCAGGAAUGUGGAUACCAGAGCUGUUGGGGAUGGCGGCAGUAUUUCCAAAGGAAGAAUUUCGUCUUUAAAAGCACGGGCUGUUUUGAUUGACAUGGAAGAAGGCGUAGUGAAUGAGAUUCUCCAAGGCCCACUGAGAGACGUGUUUGAUAGCAAACAACUCAUCACUGACAUCUCUGGCUCGGGAAAUAACUGGGCUGUGGGUCACAGAGUUUUCGGAAGUCUCUACCGGGAACAGAUUUUAGAGAAACUGCGGAAGUCGGCCGAGCAGUGCGAUUGUCUGCAGUGCUUCUUCAUCAUCCACUCCAUGGGAGGAGGAACAGGCUCCGGUCUCGGCACAUUUCUGUUAAAGGUGCUUGAAGAUGAGUUCCCAGAAGUGCACAGGUUUGUGACCGCGGUCUAUCCUUCGGGCGAGGACGACGUCAUCACCUCGCCUUAUAACAGCACACUGGCCAUGCGGGAACUCAGUGAGCACGCAGACUGUGUGCUGCCCAUCGACAACCAGUCUUUAUUUGACAUCAUUAGCAAAAUUGAUCUUGUGGUAAAUUCUGGAAAGUUGGGCUCAGCUGUGAAGCCCAAGAGUCUCGUUACUUCCAACAUGGGGUCUGUUAAAAGGCGCCACAAGAAGCCCUUCGACGCCAUGAACAACAUCGUGGCGAACCUGCUCCUCAGCCUGACAAGCUCUGCGAGGUUUGAGGGCUCCCUCAACAUGGACCUGAGUGAGAUCAGCAUGAACUUGGUUCCCUUCCCACACCUUCAUUACCUGGUGUCCAGCCUGACGCCUCUCUACACGCUGGCCGACGUUAACAUUCCCCCGAGAAGGUUGGAUCAGAUGUUCUCAGACGCCUUUAGUAAAGAUCACCAGCUCAUCCAAGCAGACCCCAGACAUAGCCUCUACCUCGCCUGUGCCCUCAUCGUUAGAGGAAACGUGCAGAUUUCUGAUCUUCGCAGAAAUAUCGAAAGAUUAAAGCCCUCUCUGCAGUUUGUCUCCUGGAAUCAAGAAGGCUGGAAGACGAGCCUGUGCUCCGUGCCGCCUGUGGGCCACUCGCACUCCUUGUUGGCCUUAGCGAAUAACACAUGCGUGAAGCCCACCUUCGUGGAGCUGAGAGAGCGGUUCAUGCGGCUCUACAGGAAGAAGGCCCACCUUCAUCACUACCUGCAGGUUGAUGGGAUGGAGGACAGCACCUUUACAGAAGCAGUGUCCUCUCUGUCAGCACUCAUACAGGAGUACAGCGACCUCGAGGCCACCAAGAGCAUGCCUGUGCCAGAUGUGCCCAGGCUGAGCGUGGCCCUGUGAGCGUGGAAGCCAAGAAAGCAACUUCCUUUCCUCUGAUCCUCAUCGGGCUCGCCCCCUUUCUGUCUCAGCAUUUUUUCUGAUUCAGAAAGCCCAAUGUUUUUCACAGUGUCAGGAAGUAUUUUAUCUAAAAUGGUAGUUUCUAUUUUAUUAUAAUUUUUAUAGCAGUAUAUGGUAUCACUUCAGGCAAUUUGCCAAAAUUAAGAUAAGAGAGAGCCCGACAUGUGGUACACAGAUCAAGAGCCGACAUGGCGUGAAGGAGCGGUUUCUUCAUCCAUUUGCUUUAUUUGUAUCUUUUGCAGACCUUUUCACAGUGAUGAACACCUCAGGAAAGAUGUACAUAUCCCUUUAUAUUUAUACUUUAUGCUUUCAUACUGUAUUUAAAUGCUAGGAACGUAGGUCCUUGGAAUGGAGGAACAUAAUAUAUACAAUGUCUGGACUUUUCAGGGUAGCUUCUGCUCUUUGAGUAAUAACAUGUUCUGGUCCAAAGAAUCACAACUUGGCAUCCAGUCACUUUUAUAAUAAACGCUAUAAAAACAGAUGUGUAAACAGCUGCUUACAAUGGCUGAGCACAUCACCGUGGCACUCGACACCUUCAGCUCAACGUUGUAGUAAAUGGUUACCAUGCACUGACGUCACCCAGUCACCGCAUCUCUCUUGAAUCACUAAUGUUGUUUUCAGUACAGUUACGUUUCAAAUCCAUUGGUUGGUUUAUCUUUCAAGGAAAUAAUUUUAAGGGAAAAAUUCUUUUCAGGCAAAAAUAAUCCAGAGUGUGCUUCCUUAUUACUGUUUUCUGAUUAUUUUCUUUGCUGAGGGAAUUGUUCUAUGUUUUUUAAUCUGAGAAGUUUAGGCGUUAUAUUUGGUAUAAAAACUGCAAUAUUACAGUUAUUAACAGUAUCACAGACAUUCUGUUUUCUCCUUCCUAGAAGAAUCUCAAUUAAUAUUCAGAGCAGGGCAAUGAUGAUUAUAGAUGCAUUUAUAAUGUCACCUUAGUUAUUUCUAAGAAUCUUGCUGUCCUGUUACUAAUUAUGUGAUAGGAUCUGAUAGACUGUAUUGCCGAGUACAGAAUAAAAUUUUAAAUUAUGUCUUUUU
Messenger RNA from Apodemus sylvaticus (European woodmouse), 2617 nucleotides. RefSeq names its product tubulin epsilon 1 (gene Tube1). Gene Ontology annotation, cellular component: microtubule; cytoplasm. The coding region runs from base 101 to 1528 and encodes 475 amino acids. The record is from RefSeq and is a predicted model, not a curated record. Gene Ontology annotation, biological process: mitotic cell cycle; microtubule cytoskeleton organization. Lineage: Eukaryota; Metazoa; Chordata; Mammalia; Rodentia; Muridae. The transcript is spliced from 12 exons. Gene Ontology annotation, molecular function: GTP binding; structural constituent of cytoskeleton.